Letharia columbiana is the source of this 414-nucleotide messenger RNA. RefSeq lists its product as uncharacterized. Bases 1 to 414 code for a protein of 137 amino acids. NCBI's taxonomy places the organism in Eukaryota, Fungi, Ascomycota, Lecanoromycetes, Lecanorales, Parmeliaceae. Gene Ontology annotation, molecular function: structural constituent of ribosome; RNA binding. The record is from RefSeq and is a predicted model, not a curated record. Gene Ontology annotation, biological process: ribosomal large subunit biogenesis; cytoplasmic translation. The transcript has 3 exons. Gene Ontology annotation, cellular component: cytosolic large ribosomal subunit.
AUGACGAAGAUCAACACCUCCCUCCACUCCUCGCGGAGAAAGUCCCGCAAAGCUCACUUCAGCGCCCCAUCCAGCGUCCGCCGCGUCAUCAUGAGCGCACCUCUCAGCAAGGAACUACGAGAAAAACAUAAUGUCCGUGCCAUUCCCAUCCGCAAAGAUGACGAAGUCACCAUAACCCGCGGCUCCAACAAAGGCCGCGACGGCAAGGUCACCUCCGUCUACCGUCUCAAAUACGUCAUCCACGUUGAGCGAGUCACGAAAGAGAAGUCGAAUGGGACAAGCGUUUCGAUGGGCAUAGCGCCGAGCAAGGUCAUGAUUACGAAGUUGAAGAUUGACAAGGAUCGGGAGAACAUACUUGAGAGAAUCAAGGAGGGCAGAGAGGAGAAGGCGAAGAGAGGGACCAAGGACGAGUGA